AAGAAGAAGAAGAAGAAGAAGAAGAAGAAGAAGAAGAAGAAGAAGAAGAAGAAGAAGAAGAAGAAGAAGAAGAAGAAGAAGAAGAAGAAGAUGAAGAAGCUGGUGGUGUUUUUACUCUGCAUGGUCCUGCUGACCCUCUACACAGAUGCCAACCCUAUCAUCAAGGAGAGCUUUGCUAAGCAGCUGCUCCGCAGCAGGAGGCAGGCCGGAUACCCCGACGAGCCCAUGAGGGAGCAUCUGCUCCACAUGCAGGCUUUGGAUCAGCGGGCCCAGGAGACCAGCAUGGAGAACUGGCUGAACCCUCACUGCUCCCCCCGCUGUGACAGGAACUAUGGACACCCCGUCUGAUCACGAAAAGGACCAGAGGUGACAACUUGGACAAGAUAACAAUGAAAAAGAUGUUCUCUCUCUAUCUUUCCUGAAAUAUGAUCAUGUAAAGAAUACAUGGUCAUUUAUGUAAUCAUAUUGUAAUACAGCUGUGUAGUGUACUGUAGUGUUGAAUUAAAAAGGUAUCCAUGUAUCAUCAGAAUGGAAUGUUGUAACAUCACAAAUAUUAAA
Trematomus bernacchii (emerald rockcod) is the source of this 558-nucleotide messenger RNA. RefSeq names its product chromosome unknown C17orf67 homolog (gene cunh17orf67). The coding region runs from base 91 to 348 and encodes 85 amino acids. NCBI's taxonomy places the organism in Eukaryota, Metazoa, Chordata, Actinopteri, Perciformes, Nototheniidae. The record is from RefSeq and is a predicted model, not a curated record. The transcript is spliced from 4 exons.